This is a messenger RNA of Cordyceps militaris CM01, 1524 nucleotides long. RefSeq names its product General substrate transporter. Gene Ontology annotation, cellular component: membrane. Gene Ontology annotation, molecular function: carbohydrate:proton symporter activity. The coding region runs from base 1 to 1524 and encodes 507 amino acids. NCBI's taxonomy places the organism in Eukaryota, Fungi, Ascomycota, Sordariomycetes, Hypocreales, Cordycipitaceae. Gene Ontology annotation, biological process: transmembrane transport; carbohydrate transport. The record is from RefSeq and is a predicted model, not a curated record. The transcript is spliced from 8 exons.
AUGGAUAGAAAGCAGCCAGCAUUGGAACAUAGUGAGCACGCCGAGGCUGUCUCUACCCGGGCUGACGUCGAGCUGUACGAGCCUUAUGGGCCAGCAGGGAUCCGUGGCAUCGUCCGGUCACCGUAUGUCGUCGCAUGCGCAUCUCUCAGUGCCAUCGGCGGCAUCCUGUUUGGCUACGACCAGGGUGUCAUCUCUGUCAUUCUCGUCAUGGAUCAAUUCUUGCAUAGAUUCGGCGAGGUGUCCGAUACAGCUCCCGGAGCAGGAUUUUACAAGGGACUCAUGACCGCCAUGAUUACUCUGGGCGCUUUCAUCGGUGCUAUGAAUCAAGGUUGGUUGGCCGACGCCUAUUCGCGAAAAUAUUCCAUCAUGAUCGCCGUGGUCAUCUUUACCAUUGGCUCCGCGUUGCAGACGGCAGCAGUGAACUAUCCUAUGCUGGUCGCUGCUCGACUGGUUGGGGGUAUUGGCAUCGGAAUGCUAAGUAUGGUUGUUCCGCUGUACAUUUCCGAAAUAUCACCACCCGAAAUCCGAGGUACCCUGCUCGUUCUGGAAGAACUCAGCAUUGUGGUCGGCAUCGUCGUUUCGUUCUGGAUUACAUACGGCACACAGUACAUUGACUCGCACUGGUCCUGGCAGCUUCCUUUUCUUCUUCAGAUUAUCCCAGGCCUCAUACUUGGCGUCGCUGCCAUCUUCCUGCCCUUUUCGCCGCGCUGGCUAGCAUCCAAGGGCCGGGACCAGGAGGCCUUGGCCGAACUGGCAAAGCUGAGACGUCUACCAACGGCCGAUGCUCGGAUCCAGAGGGAGUGGUCCGACAUCGUGACAGACGCGAAAUUCCAGGCCGCCAUUGUGAAGCAGCGCCACCCCAGCCUCACGACUGGCGGCAUGAUGAACAAGGUCAAGCUAGAAUUUGCCGGCUGGGUAGACUGUGUCCUGCCCGGCUGUUGGAGGAGAACCCAUGUGGGCGCUGGCCUCAUGUUUUUUCAACAGUUUGUCGGCAUCAAUGCCCUGAUCUAUUACUCGCCGACACUCUUUGGAACCAUGGGCCUUGAUCACAAUAUGAGCCUUGUCAUGUCCGGUGUCGUGAACGUCGUGCAACUCAUCGGUGUCGUCUCCAGCCUAUGGACUAUGGAUCGGUUUGGGCGGCGCAAGCUACUACUGGCUGGUAGCGCUGCCAUGUUCACCUCUCACACCAUCAUUGCUUCUCUAGUCGGAUUGUACUCGGGCAACUGGCCGCAGCAUACGACUGCGGGUUGGACGAGUGUUGCCUUUCUCUUCAUGUACAUGCUGGCGUUUGGAGCUACCUGGGGACCGGUCCCGUGGGCCAUGCCUGCCGAAAUCUUUCCAUCUUCGCUACGAGCCAAGGGCGUUGCCAUUUCAACAUGUUCGAGUCUAUGGACAUUUUUCUUUGUGCCGGAAACAAACGGCAAGACACUGGAGCAGAUGGAUCAAGUAUUCAAUGACUAUACGGGGGCAGAAGAGCUGGCACAACGGGCCAACUUGCGCAGACUUUCCGAGCAAGAUAUAUAG